UGCUUCUCUCUUCCCCUCUUUCUAAGUAAGACAACAAGUAAUUUAAAAUAUUAGCUUUUGUUACAGCCAUUACAAUAGAAAUUUGCUAAUAAUUGGAUUGAGUAUUUUUAUGCAAAUUCAUCUUUUUGAGAAUAUAGAUAGGGAGGAAAAUUCUUUUAUCACAUUAUACGCACUUUAUGUAAUUUUACACUUUAAAAUUUCCUAUGAAUACCUAAUAUGGUCAUCUACUGAGAAUAUUCAAUAUACGGGAUGAAGGUAACCGGAACCACUUCGAUCACUGUGCAUGUCAUGAUUUUAGUGACAAAUUUUUCAGAUAUAAGUUGGUUUCAAAGAUGCACAGAAGGUCAAGUUUUGUUUUUUGUGAACUGCUCGAAUUCAAGUUACUAUUUUUAGAGGUAUCGCAGUGGCUACAGUUAUGCCACUUAUAAACUAAUGUAUUUUUAUAUGAAUAGGUUAAUUCUUUUCUAUAUAGGAUUAUGAGUUGGAUCGACUAACAUAAUAAAAAGUAUAUGAUUUUAUUUAAAAAGAUAGAUCUGACCUUCAUAUGUAUUUUCGCAUUCUCCUACAAAGACACUAAUCGCGUCAAAUUCUGUCCUCUUUGCAACCAUUCAACUUUUAUCUGAAAUACUUUUCACUAAAAUAGUGAAGAUGUAGUGAUCGAAGUGGUUCCAGCUGUAUGACCUGUUCGUGUAUGUAUAUACAUACAUUUAUGCUAAGGGACUGUUUCUUGUGUGUACUUGUACCUCUCAUAGGUGAAAAUAAAUCAACGGUGUAAAGGAUCACUUACGAUGGUAGAAUUAAAAAUUUUCGCGCGAGAUUAAGAAAUUAUGUGCCUGUUUCUGUAAGCAAUUCAGCUAUCGAGUAUAAGGCGAUGUGACCAAUUCGUCAAAAAUCGUGUCGAAUAAAUUGUCUGUUCUUAGCCUAAAUCUUCUAGAUAAAUGCAACUGUAUGAAUUUGUAUGAAAUAUUUUAGGAGACCACAUUUCUAUAUGUUAUACGGAUCCAUUGUGGGGUACUGCAAACAGAAGACACCAUCUUCUUAAAACAAAAUUUUUUGAAUGUACUUGUGAUCGAUGCAAGGAUCCCACAGAAUUUGGAACAAUGUUUAAUGCUUUAAAGUGCAAUCGAAUGAAUUGUCCAGGAUACAUGUUACCAAAAACUUUUUUUGAACAGGAACAGGAUUAUAUAUGCAAAAUUUGUGAAUCAAUUGUUCCUUAUGCGGAAAUUGAAAAAAUAUUAGAAAAUAUUGGUAUAUACCUUUCAACCAUGAAGAAAAAUGACAUUAUUGCAUGUAAAGAAUUUAUAAAUCGUCGUUACGAAAGUACUCUCCACCCAAAUCAUUUUUACAACAUUGAUGUAACGAUUGCUCUGGCUCAAUUGAUUGGACAACAAACUGGAGGAUUAGCAGCAGUAGAAAAAGAUCUUCUCAUCGAGAAAAUAGAAUUAUGCAAAAAACUGGAUAAAUUGCUCAAGACACUCGUUCCUGCUGAAAAUCGAAUUCGAGGCCUGAUUCUUUUCGAAUUACAUGCAGCCCACGCAGACCUUAGUAGGAGACAUACAGAAAUGGAGAUUUUAGUGCCAUUAUUGGUAAGAUGAAAUAUCAAAUUUGACACAUACUUAAAUAAUACUACAUAUUUAAAUAAUAAUAUAUAUGUCGAUGAUGAAAGGACACCGGAGCCUUCCCUUUAGAAUUUUGGGAAAGUCCCUUAACACUUUAAUCUAGAUUCUACCAUAGCCGUAAUUAAGCAAUUGUCGUCAUUCAAUCCGACUGUGUUUGUUCGGGAUU
Bombus terrestris (buff-tailed bumblebee) is the source of this 1785-nucleotide messenger RNA. RefSeq lists its product as uncharacterized. Lineage: Eukaryota; Metazoa; Arthropoda; Insecta; Hymenoptera; Apidae. The record is from RefSeq and is a predicted model, not a curated record. The transcript is spliced from 3 exons. The coding region runs from base 1101 to 1595 and encodes 164 amino acids.